GUGGGUUGCCGGCACACAUACGCAUCUCAGAAAGUAAGCCGUGAAGCCGAAGAACUCAGCAGUCACACUACGCACUAGUCUGACACGGAAAGCUGCAGUUGGAAUUUUCCCCCGAACCCUGAAGUUUAAGCUGGUGGAUUGGCCAGCGCUUCACAAAAGGGUUGCGCGGGAAAGAAGGGACUGUACGACAUUUCCGCGAAUUCUGAAGAGAGCUGGUAACUUGUGCAGCACUUCACAAUAGGAUUGCGCUGGAUGACAAGAACUGUUCGAGAGAGGAAAGGAGCAGUUCGACGUCAAAAGAAUUUUCCCCGAACCCUGAAGGCAAGCUGGUAACGUGGACAGCACUUCGACAAAUAGGGUGUCGCUGGAAACAUAUCGAGAGAGCUGUUCGAAAGGAAUUUUUUCCCCGAACCCUGAAGGAAGCUGGUAACUUGGACAGCACUUCGACAAAUAGGGUGUCGCUGGAAUACGCAUCGAGCUCGAACGACGACAAGUACGCCACUCUGAGCACCGGAGGUCGCGCGGAAACAAGAAUUGUGCCAGGUUUGGCCCCCUGCAUCAGCAAUUCAAGUCGACAUUACAACGAAGAGUACAGUUCUGGAAAAGGAAGCCUCAACAUCUGAGCAAGGAGCCUCAACUUUUGAGCAAGGGAUUUUACGGAGGAACAAUUCAAGUGAAUUGGAAAAGGAGAAAUUACUGGAAGGAGAGCCUCGGCAUCAUCAGCACCUGGCACCAGUACCACAACAAGGAUCGACCAUGGCCCAAGACAGCAAACACUUCCAACUGCUGAAGAGCCUACAUAAGUUCAGCGGCAGGGAUACGGAGUAUCCAGAGUGGAAGUACACGACAAGGAGGACUCUGGCCUUGUAUCGGCCCAACAUCAACAAACUACUAGGGGAGAACUGGAGCCCUACUCCUAUCUAUGAACUACACGACCAAGAUGACGAUGGAGAUCAAGAUGGUGGAGACCAAGAACAUGAAGAUGACGAAGACACUGGAAACCGUGAUGACAAAGACGCUGCGUACCAAGAAGCUCUACAGCAGCUACGUUCAGCGGAGUCAGCAUCUGUGGAAGCUCGAGAAAAGGCAGCACUUGCCCGCAAAGUGCUUACUGAUGCCGACGAAGAACAGAAGACCAUCACACGAGCCAUGAAAGACGCAUCGGAUACUGCUGAACUACUCGCUGAUCAAGCUGAGACCAUCGUUCGUCUGCACAAGGAGCAACUACCACGGAAGCGUUCUUCGCAAGGUCAACAGGAAUCACGAAGGAGACCAUCAGCGCCACGGUCAUCAUCCAUCGGACGUUCACGUUCUAUCGUGAACCAGCACGAGCUGGACGAAUUUGAGGAAGCCGAUUCUCAACUCUUCAACAUUCUCUACCACAUAUUGAUCGGGCCAGCUAAAUAUGUGUUACGGCGACACGCGCCUGUGGAUGAAUCGAGUGGAAGCGGACUAGCUGUUUGGAAGGAGCUGGAAUCUAAAUUUCAGCCUGCCGAUGAACACCGGCGGAGAAACCUGGAACGAGAAUUGGAAUCAGCUACCAUGCGAACUGGUACUGAUCCGGACAUCUUCAUCACCCAUGUCUGGCAUCUCGCGGAGCAACUUCGCUUCAUCGGAGGAACAGUCACCGAUGAGAAACUUGGGGACAUCAUACUGCAAGGACUGCCAGCAGAGUACCACCUGAUCAGUGGAGCAUCGGGCCACUACUUGGACAGCGAGCUGUUACCAGAUCUGGAAAACAUUUUGGAUGACUUCACGUACAUCACUACGCCUACGAAGAUUAUUGGUGCUGGAGGAAUUGAGCUUGAAGGGACCAGCAAAGGCAUCAUCAGCGUUUUCGCCAAGGAUGAAGAAGGAAACGACAGGAGAGUGCGGUUCAAGUGCACAGUGGUUCCAGGGCUAGGGCGGCACCUGUUCUCUACUGGAACAGCUCAGAAGAAAGGUGCGAAUACGAUCAUGUCCGAUCAACCUCGAAUCGAGUUGCCGGCUACUUCGAGAGAUGGAUCAACAAUCGCCCUGGUGUUACGAGAAGUGGGGACGCUGUAUUUCCUGGAUGUGCGACUCGACACAAACCAGUGUGAACGGAGACGGAGGAUCACUGAGGAAAAUAUGAACACGUACGAAAAUUCAUAUGUUGCUGCUCCACGCGCGGAGCCCUACAACCUUUGGCAUCGGCGUUUGGCGCAUUGCCACAAGGGCAUCAUUGAGGCAGCAGCGCGCAUUAAAGAAACUGGAGUUAAGCUCACGGACAACUUGGACCCGUGCGAGACCUGCAAACUUCAGAAGAGCACCCAAAGGAAGCACCCCAAAACGGCGAAGCAUACAGCCGUUCAACCAUGUCAACGAGUGUACACGGAUCUGCUGGGACCAAUUUCGCCACCUGCAAAGGGCGGAUUCAACUAUGUCAGCAAAUUCACGGAUGAAUAUUCCAGAAUGAAUGUGGUGUACCUGAUACGGACCAAGGACGAAGCUAUCGACACGCUGGAAAGAUUUAUUGACGACAUCGUCAUACCGAAUGGUUUUCGGUUGGAGCGGCUUCGGAGUGACUGUGGAGGAGAGUACACAGCUGAAUACUACACGAAGUUCUGCAAAACCAUCGGCAUUGUCCAAGAAUUUACGGCACCGGCAACACCGCAACAAAAUGGGAUAAGCGAGCGUGCUGGACGGACGCUAAUGAACAUCGUUCGAUGUUUACUGCAUGGCGGACAACUACCGGAGUAUCUAUGGGGCGAGUUGUGCUGCACGGCGGUACACAUCACGAAUCGACUGCCGCAUGUGCAUCUGAACAACGAGACGCCUUACUACCGGAUGUUUGGGAAACAAGCUUCGCUACGACAUCUACGGGUUAUCGGAUCGUCAGCGUUCGUACACGUCGAAACGUACAAGUCUAAGCUUGCCAAUCGAGCUUGGCCCGGAAUACUGGUUGGGUACAGCCCCAACAGCAACGCUUAUCGGAUUUAUAAUCCGCAUACCAAGCGCAUCGUUCCAUCGAGAAACGUGACUUUCAUCGAACCAAUGGACGCGGCCAUGCCGCCGGUCAUACCGACCAUUAAAAAACUACGCGACUACGACGGCGACGAAUUAUCGUUUUCCUCGGAUGUCGACAUACCCGGAAACGAGGGGGAAGUGAAAGAUAAUUCGAAAUAUGAGGAGGAUUACUACGAAGAAGAACAAGAACAAGAACAAGAACAAGAACAAGGAACUCCAACUCGCAUGCACUUGCGAAGCAGCGGAAGCAGCGGAAGGAAUACGGAGAAUCAACAAACAACAAACAACAAACGGCAGCAAGCGGAGCUACGGAGGCUAUCACCAUGGAACAAACUAGCGACUUUUGUCAACCAAUACCAAGACCAAGAUCAAGAUAUAAGAAUCAAGACUCCAUCAGCUGGAGAACCUGUCCGGCCGCCAGCAUCUAUACCUGUACCAACUACUUAUCAAGAAGCCAUGAGGUCUAUGGACGCCGAUCAAUGGAAAGCAGCUAUGGACAAGGAGAUGAAGAGCCUGAAAGAUCAUGAUGUGGCGGAUCUAGUCCCAAUUCAGAGUCUACCCCCGGGAGCUAAGCCUAUUGGAUCAAGAUGGUUGUACAAAAUGAAAGCAACUGGAGUAAUGAAGGCAAGACUCAUCGUACAAGGCUGGGGACAACGACAUGGCAUCGACUGUGGAGGAACUUAUGCACCUGUGAGUCGAUUUAGUUCACAGCUGGUUUUAAUGGCGAUUGCAGCGGAGAGAGGAUACGUUGUGGAAACCAUGGACGUGGUAACUGCAUUUCUUCAAAGCAACGUGGAAGAAGAAGUGUACGUUCGUCAAGCCAAAGGAUACGAAAUAACGGAUGAAGUUACGGGACUACCGCUGGUGAUGAAGCUCAAGAAAAGCUUAUACGGAUUGAAGCAAAGCCCUCGGAACUUCGGCAACGCAUUUGCCAAAGGAAUAAAAGAAAUCGGGUUUACUGCUCUGCUGAGCGACCCGUGCGUAUAUGUGUACGGUGCUGGACCGACAUACGCGAUACUAUGUGUGUACGUGGACGACUGCACACUAGCUGGAAAGACACCGAGCGUGGUUCAAGAUUUGAAGAAACAACUAUCGGACAAAUUCAAGAUGACGGACGGCGGACCAGCGGAACUACUAUUAGGAAUGGAGAUUUCUCAGAGCGACGGAGAAAUCAUUGUGAGCCAACACAAAUACGUGAUGAAUAUUCUGGACAAGUACCAGAUGGUGGAUUGCAAACCAGCAGCAACUCCAGGGAGCGGACCGGAGAUCGAACAAGAGCCGGAGAACGCUAUAUAUUUAAGCGAAGAGGACAAGAAACUCUACCAAGGAAUUGUCGGAAGUCUACUCUUCCUGACUAACACAACGAGAUGGGAGAUUGGAUAUGCCGUGAUGGUCCUGUGCAGAGGGAUGAACAAGCCUACUAAUCAACAUAUGGUCGGAGCAAAGAGAGUGCUGAGAUACCUUCGAGGAUGCCCGGAUAUGCCACUGAAGUUCAGGAGAGGACAAUGGGACCUGAAGUGCUACUGUGACGCGAGCUUCGCUGGAUCGAGCGAGAGACUUCAGAAGCUGCAGCAUCAACUUUGCAGAAGCUAA
Molecule: messenger RNA, 4581 nt
Organism: Ectocarpus sp. CCAP 1310/34
Lineage: Eukaryota; Phaeophyceae; Ectocarpales; Ectocarpaceae
Source: the annotation of a GenBank genome assembly